Messenger RNA from Striga asiatica, 1322 nucleotides. The record is from the annotation of a GenBank genome assembly. NCBI's taxonomy places the organism in Eukaryota, Viridiplantae, Streptophyta, Magnoliopsida, Lamiales, Orobanchaceae.
AUGGAAUUUUUCACAAAUUUAGUUCUUGUUGUCCUACUCUCAUGGAGUACCUUAUUAGCAAAUGCUAAUGAAGUACAAAAUCCCACUUGUAAUUACCCUUCAAUUUUCAACUUUGGUGAUUCGAAUUCAGACACCGGCGGCAUUUCAGCAGCAUUCUAUCCACCGGUAUUACCUUCCGGCCAGACUCACUUUCACCGGCCAGCUGGACGAGCCUCCGAUGGCCGUCUCAUCAUAGACUUUAUUGCUUCCCAUUUGGGAUUACCAUACCUAAACCCAUACCUGGACUCAAUAGGAUCAAUUGGUUCCAGUUUUCGGCACGGUACAAACUUUGCAACAGGAGGUGCAACCAUUAUGCGGCCGGAUGAGAGUUGGUUUGAGAGCUCGGUUAGCCCCUUCUCUCUUGAAAUCCAAGUCGAGCACUACACGCAGCUCAAAGACCGAACAGCGUAUUUCUACAGAGCAAAAAAGAAAUCUUUCAUGAGAAAACUGCCUAUGCCUGAGGACCUCUCCAAGGCCCUGUUCAUGCUUGAUAUAGGGCAGAAUGAUGUGGCGGCAGGCAUUCGAAAACUGAGCUUCGAACUUCAAAAGCUAGCCGUGCCGAAUAUAGUCAGCCUGUUUAUAGCACAAGUCAGAACAUUGUACGAACGAGAGGCGAGGAUUUUCUGGAUACACAACACAGGGCCAAUCGGCUGCUUGCCUGUAGCAAUUGUGAAGGUUCAAAAUCCUGGGCCGGGUUAUCUGGACGAGCAUGGUUGUGUUAAAAGCCAAAAUGAGAUAGCUAUUGAACUCAAUAAAUUGCUCAAGGAUGAGAUUGUGAAGCUAAGAUCAGAGCUUUCAGAGGCUAUCAUAAUCUACACUGACAUGUACAGUGCCAAGUUAGAAUUAAUCACCAAUGCAAAAGAUCAAGGAUUUGAGGACCCCUUUAAUAUCUGCUGCGGACAUCAUGGGAUAGGGUACGAUGUUUGGUGCGGAAACAAAGGAAAUGUGAACGGAACCGAAGUUUUCGGUGGUUCAUGCAAGAACCCUAACCGAACCAUAAGCUGGGACGGCGUGCAUUAUUCCGAGUCCGCAAACCGGUGGAUCGCAACCCGUAUCGUGAAAGGCUCGUUUUCAGAUCCCCCAAUACCAAUCUCACAAGCAUGCCAAAAGAACAUAAAUCCAAUGUAGAUAUAUGUUCCUCUUUCAAUUCGCAAGAUAACAUAAUGCGCGGUAUAUUUUGUAAACUAUCCACAGCACACGACGAAAUGUGGCUCUAUUUCAAACAUAUCAGCAUUUCAGUUCAAUAAGAGGCUUUGCUAAAAAGGUGGAAUUUCCCUUUUUAU